Molecule: messenger RNA, 1534 nt
Organism: Anopheles gambiae (African malaria mosquito)
Lineage: Eukaryota; Metazoa; Arthropoda; Insecta; Diptera; Culicidae
Product: lipase 1
Exons: 3
Coding region: 38-1336 (432 amino acids)
Biological process (GO): lipid metabolic process
Molecular function (GO): hydrolase activity, acting on ester bonds
Source: RefSeq, a predicted model, not a curated record
ACUGCUCGGAUCGCUCGGAUGGCGAUUCAGUGCAGAAAUGGCCGUGGUUCGUUACGGAAAUGCAGCAGCAGCCCAGUGCAUCUGGCCUUACCGGUGGAGUGCAGUGUGCAGCAGUUGGUGGCCCUACAUUUUGGUGCUUUGUACGUUGACCCUUCCGCUGAGGGUAGUGGCACGAUCGAGUGAUGCGUUCGGCGGUUAUCCAACCGUAUUCGCGAUUGACGAAGAAGACGGUAUGCUGGAAACGUCUGAGCUGAUCCGUAAGUAUGGCUACCCGAUCGAGCAGCACGAGAUCACCACCGCCGACGGUUACAUCCUAACGUUGACGAGAAUCCCUCCGAUGCGCACCAAAUCCGACCAUUCCCUACCGGUGCUGCUCGUGCACGGGUUGUUUGCCAGCUCGGCCGAUUUCCUCAUCAUCGGGCCGAACAACAGUCUCGCCUACCUGCUGGCCGACCAGGGGCACGACGUGUGGCUGGCCGAUCUGCGCGGCAAUCGGUACUGCCGGCGCCACACCCACCUAUCAUCGGAUAGCCGCGAGUUCUGGGACUAUACCUGGCACGAGAUGGGCUACUACGAUCUGCCCGCCACGAUCGAUCACGUCCUGUCCGUGACGGGGGCAAGGCGCCUCCACUACAUCGGCUACUCGCAGGGUACGACCGUGUUCUUCGUGCUCGCCUCCACCCGGCCCGAAUACAACGCGAAAAUUGCCCGCAUGUACGCCCUCUCGCCGGCCGUCUACGUCCAGCAGGUGCGCAGUCCCAUCUUCCGCUGGCUGGCGGAAAACGGUCCCGCCGUCAAGUGCUUCCUGGACGCGAUCGGCAUGUGGCAGGUGCUGCCCCACAACCCUGUCCAGUACGCACUGCAGCGGGCCCUGUGUCCGGCGCGUAUCGCACGGCCCAUCUGUGUGCAUCUGAUCGAGCAGAUGGUUGGACCGAACCCAAACGGCACGGAUCGGCUAGCACAGCACAUCAUGGCCGGGCACAAUCCGUCCGGUGCGUCCAGCAAGCAGCUGCUACACUUUGCGCAGCUGAAUCGGUGCGGCCGCUUCCAGCAGUUCGCCUACGAGCGGCCGGACCAGAACCUGGCCCACUACGGGCGGGAACAGCCGCCGGCGUACAAUUUGUCGGCCGUCACCGCACCGGUUGCCCUGUUUUACGCGCUCAACGAUUGGAUGGUUGGACCGGCCAACGUGGUGCGGCUGGCGGCUGAGCUGCCGAACGUUGUCUCGCUGACCGAGGUGCAGGAUCCGCACUUUAACCAUCUCGAUUUUGUGGCGGCCAAACGGGUGCGUGCGCUCGUGUACGACAGCAUUCUGGAGCAGCUGCGCGACUUAUGAAAAGACUGGAUUGUCCGGAACCGUAUCGGUGUGGUGACGGCAUGUAAUUAUAAUGUUUAAUGUUAAUGUUAUUGAAGGUAAAAUCGUGAUUGGUUUGUUACUGUUUCGACUGACUUGUGUUUCAAUUGUGACAAAUUGAGUUUACUAAUACUGUGUACAAUGUGGACAGGUUUAGGUGGCGAUGAGUCGGAAAAUGUU